AUGGCCUUGCAGGAAAUAAUAGCAUUAUUCAAGGAAAGAGCACAGCAAACCAAAGGAUCAAAUACCACAAGAAGUUAUUUAAUCCGAACUGACAAGAGGGAUGUACGAAUUUGUCAAGAGUUGUAUAGCCAGCAAUCCUGUGAUUAUUCUGAAGAGAUUGAAGAUCUAGCUGAAAUUAUCUCACCUGGGUAUGAAAUACCUAUCGAAACUGAAGAAGCAUUGCAAUUGUUUGUUACAAUUACCACAGAGCUUGACUGCUUAAGGUUUUAA
Molecule: messenger RNA, 270 nt
Organism: Paramuricea clavata
Lineage: Eukaryota; Metazoa; Cnidaria; Anthozoa; Malacalcyonacea; Plexauridae
Source: the annotation of a GenBank genome assembly